GCAAAAGAGGAUGGCAUUAAAAUGGUUUUAUGUCGCCAUAGUAAUAGUGGCCAUGGUGUCUGCAAACUACAGCUGUAUUGCCAAAAUCGUUCGCAUGCCCCAGCAACCAUCAAUACAAACGCUGGCACUGACUGUUAAACCUUUGAAUCAAAGCUUCUCCGCGUAUGUUCUUGUUUUCCUUGGACCUUCCGAUACAGAGACUGAAUUCAACGGCGACACUCUGGAAGUCACCAAAGAUGUAGAUGAAUUUAAAGCCUUAAUGGUGAAUUAUAACGACAACAUGAACAGGAGGAUAACCUUAAGGUCGAAAUCAAAAGGGGAAACCGUUUCAAUGUACCCAAACUUAAACUACAACCUCCUUACUAAAACAAGCUUUAUUGAAAACACCUGCUACGUCCAGAUAGAAAAGGAUGCAAUGGGAGAACGCACAAAAUAUACAGCUACAGUAUCAUCAUUUGCAGACAGAGGGGACUUGGAGAACUUGUCCAAGUAUUUUAUUGCAUACAUACGCGAUAAAUCAGGCGCCAUUGUACAACUAACGACACGCCAUCUGAAUGAUACUGAAAAUGAAAAUGUUGUCAGUUAUUACAAAUACCUCGACACUUACUAUUCAGGAAGUAAAACUGACAGUUACAAUGAAUACUAUGCCAUUCUGAACUAUCCCGCAAUCGAAGCGGAUGGUAUCACUGUCCAAAGUUUUGGCUUUGUUUUGUAUGUUUCAAGCUCAGAUUAUUAUGGAAACGACAUGACGAUAAAUCGCAGUUGGUAUUAUCAGAUCGUCUAAACGCAUAAUUUAGAAGCUGUUUAAUACCAAUACCUAUACGUUUUGAAAUAAACAAAAUGAUACUUCA
Molecule: messenger RNA, 851 nt
Organism: Magallana angulata
Lineage: Eukaryota; Metazoa; Mollusca; Bivalvia; Ostreida; Ostreidae
Exons: 3
Coding region: 11-784 (257 amino acids)
Source: RefSeq, a predicted model, not a curated record